This is a messenger RNA of Phascolarctos cinereus (koala), 1686 nucleotides long. RefSeq names its product Yip1 domain family member 1 (gene YIPF1). The record is from RefSeq and is a predicted model, not a curated record. Gene Ontology annotation, cellular component: Golgi apparatus; membrane. Gene Ontology annotation, molecular function: small GTPase binding. Lineage: Eukaryota; Metazoa; Chordata; Mammalia; Diprotodontia; Phascolarctidae. Gene Ontology annotation, biological process: vesicle-mediated transport.
ACCGAGGGAGGAAGAAGGAAACUCGGCUUAUCCCUGCCCCGCCCCACGCCACGCAGCGUGAGCCGGAGGUGGAGGCGGAGCCAGAGCGAACUGAGGCCGAGGCUCCCCCCGCUCCGCGCCCCCCGCCCCCCACCCCGUCCCGUCCUUCUCUCCGGAGUCCUAGCCUGGCCUGGCCUCCCUGCAGCUGUUCCUUUUGAUCACAGGGCAGGAACCUGCCGGAUGAAUGGCAGCUGCCGAUGACUUAAAAUUCGAAGAAUUUGGCGACGCGGCCAACUUGCUGCCGGCCCCGCCGGAUGCCACGGCUGUGACCAUCGAGGAGCCCAGUCAGAAGCCCCCCGCCCCGAGGGGCCUCCCAAGAGGCCCGGGGAGGGAGGAGGAUGAAGAGCUGCUGAGCCACAGUGACUCGGAUAAGACCGAGCUCCUGGCUGGACAGAAGAGAAGCUCCCCCUUCUGGACAUUUGAAUACUACCAGACCUUCUUUGAUGUGGACACCUACCAGGUCUUCGACAGGAUAAAAGGCUCGGUUUUGCCUGUCCCUGGGAGAAACUUUGUCAGGCUGUACAUCCGAAGCAAUCCGGAUCUCUAUGGGCCCUUCUGGAUAUGUGCCACCCUGGUCUUCGCCAUCGCCAUCAGUGGGAAUCUCUCCAACUUCCUUAUCCACUUGGGGGACAAGACUUUCCAUUAUGUACCAGAAUUCCGGAAAGUGUCCAUUGCAGCCACGGCCAUCUACGCCUAUGCCUGGCUGGUCCCUCUCGGCCUCUGGGGUUUUCUUCUGUGGAGAAACAGCAGAGUGAUGAGCAUCGUCAGCUAUUCAUUCCUGGAGAUUGUGUGUGUCUAUGGCUACUCGCUCUUCAUCUACAUCCCUACGGCGGUCCUGUGGAUCAUUCCUCAGAAGGCUGUGCGCUGGGUGCUGGUCACGGUUGCCCUGGGCCUUUCGGGCUCCGUCCUGGUGAUGACGUUCUGGCCUGCCGUCCGUGAUGACAGCCGGAGGAUCGCCAUCGCCACCAUCGUGACCAUCGUCCUGCUUCACACGCUCCUGUCUGUGGGCUGCCUGGCAUACUUCUUUGAUGCCCCUGAGCUGGAUUAUCCUCCUGUGGUCACCCCCACUACUACUCAGAAGCAAACAGCUGCAUCCGUCAAGGCCGGGUGAAGAGGACCCACCUGGGCUGGGUGACGAGGACCGUCUGCUGUCUCUUUUCCUGUUUUGAGGAAUAACGGAAGCCCAAGAGACGGGACGGACCCCUCUGCAGAUGCCUGGCCUCUGGAGGCUAGCCAGCCCUGGAAUAACUUAGAUGCUGUGUGGUCCCCGCCUCUGCCCCAUCCCCUUCCCAGGAUGGGCUUUCUCUUCCUUCUCAUCUUCGACAUCCUUGGCGUCAUGGCUGGGCCUUGGCAUCUGUCCUGACAGCUGUCUCCCGUGGUCCUAUGACCUUGAUCGCUGGUUGGAGCUGUGUCCACAGCACUUGAAUUAUUUAUCAUUCUUGCUGGCAGGUGAGAAUUCAGCAGUGCUGAAUGCCUAAUGCCACGCUUCCUGCCCAGCAUCUCCGGGCUGGGGAGGAGGCUGGUCUCGCUUCCCUCUUCCCCGUGGGGGAUUCUGAGAGCUCACUGAAGGGCCGGCUCUUGUGGGUGACUAGAUUCCAGGUCAUUGACUCAAACAGUGGUGCAAUAAAUACCUCGCAGAACGCCCCA